Messenger RNA from Sordaria macrospora k-hell, 1584 nucleotides. Lineage: Eukaryota; Fungi; Ascomycota; Sordariomycetes; Sordariales; Sordariaceae. The record is from RefSeq and is a predicted model, not a curated record.
AUGUGCACACCCUACGCUAAUCCGUCCGUUCUCCCUGGUGAUGACGAGGAAGAGUUUCCGUACGACGUGGAAGAUGAUGUCUUUGGAACCGUCGAGCCACUCGACGAUUACAAACCUGGCGGCUUCCAUCCCAUCAUCUUCGGCGACCGACUCGGUGCAAACGGCCGCUUCCGAGUGGUGAGCAAGCUCGGCGCCGGUGGCUACGGCACCGUUUGGCUGUGCGAGGACACUUCCUCCCCGAUCCUGAAGUGGCGUGCAGUAAAGGUCAUGUCCGCCAAGGUUUCGAAGCCCGACUGCGCAGAGCUUCGUACACUGGAUGCCUUCCACGGCAUUGAUCGCUCAACACUCGAAACCAACUUCCAUCUUUCACCCCCGCUCGAGCACUUUUGGAUCGAUGGUCCCAAUGGCCGCCACCUCGCCCUCGUCUUCUCCCUCUGCGCUGCUACUGCCGAAUCCAUCUUCACAAACUACGGCCACUGCCGCUCCCUGAUCAAGGACCUUUGCUUCCAACUUGCCAAGUCCCUCGAGCUCAUGCACUCUCGCGGUCUUUGCCAUGGCGACUUCCGGCCCUCGAAUAUUUUGUUCCGCCUCCGCGACGGCGUCGACUCGCUUCCUGAGGCCGAACUCCUGAAACACAUGGUACCGCCCAGACCCGUCCGCGUCAUCUCCAUCGAGGACGAAAAGCCCGUCACCCGCGCCUCUGCUCCAUCCGUCCCCGAGUUCCUCAUCCCGUGCACGAGCGUUCCCUACCACAGCGGUCUCUGCGCCACCCAGCUCGCCCCGGGAUGGACAGGUAUUCCCACCCGGUGGGCCGCACCCGAGGAGCGCUUCGGAGUACGCGACCUUCUAUCGUACUCGUCCGACAUCUGGUCCCUGGGCUGCGUCAUUGCCUGGCUGGCCAUGGGGCUCACUCCGAUGGGUCAUGAGGAGGACGGCGCGUGGUUAGACGAGCUCUCGAUCAAUAUGGAAAAACAUAUGGGCCCGAUGCCUGAGCCGUUCAGGACCAAGUUCUACGAGGAGCACGAUCAGAAGACUCCGGCGGAGGAGUUGGGCAAGGCGGAGGCGGAGUUUGAGCCCGUCACGGAUAUCGCGAGGAAGGAGUGGCAGCGGCACAGAGAUGAACAAACUGUGGGCCAGAAGAGCGCAGGACACACCCAGUUCGGGCGGGACUUGUUGAAGAGCACGAUGACCGACGCGCUAUGGACGGGUGUAACGGCCGUGGAAGUCAAGCAGAUGAGCGGGCAACUGCUGACCAAUCCUUCAAAGCUCCCCUUCUCAGACUUACGCCAGCUAAGCAGCAAAGCGCGACCGGUCUCUCACGAUAAACUAUCCGUCAAGCUGGAAGACGCAGAGAUCGACCAACUUUCCGAUCUGCUCAUGUCCAUCUUCACAUGGCACCCCAAGGAUCGCGCCACUCUUCAACAGGUGCUGAAUCAUCCAUGGUUCGAGGGCCGGAAUCGAAACGCCGCAAAGGUGCCAUCCCGGGCUACCACCAAGAAGAGCGUGGUGGACGAGGCUGUCGAGAACGUCAAGUCAUACCUCCAUGCCAACGUCACCAACCGCUGGGCUCAGGGACUCUCUUAG